AUGCUGAGCAAACAACUGAACGACCUGCGUGUGCAGAAGCAGGUCCAAGUGUUUGAAGAUAAGAACAUCGAUAAGCUGACCAGGAACAAAUAUAGCCUAUUUAGGAACGUCUACAAGAAUGUAAUAGUCUCCCCAGCUCACGCAGAAUCCAUAAAGAGUUGUCUACGCAAGUUGGUAGGCAUAAACAAAUCGUUUGCAGCCUUCCAUAAAUUGUUCUACCUGGAGGAGAGCGAUGUGCUGCAUAGUUUUUAUGACCAUGAAGGGGUAGAAGAAAAUCUUAUCGGGGAGGAGUAUCAAAAUGGGCAUACAGAGAAUUACAAAACUGACACCAGUGUGGAUGACCAUAUGGAUGACCAAAUUUUUCGGAAGCACAGAGAAUUCUUGACGCAGGAGGAAGAAAACGUUAUCUUGAAAAAAGUGAAAUCAUUCCUAAAAUUGUGCUCCAUUUAUGCAAACAGAAAAGAAGUGAAAAUUCUAAUCGAGUUUUUAAUUUACAAGUACGAAAUAAAUGUGAAAUGUAGUGAAGACAUUUUGUUGUGCAUUUUACCAAACCUUUCCUUACCCCACUUGAGGAACAUUUUGGAGAUUAUUUAUAUAGAAAAGAGUUCUUCCUUUUUCUUCAUAAAUAACUACAAACAUGAGCAGCUGAAAAAUGUCGACCAGUCUGUUUUUGUUCAUCACAUAAAGAGGAACAUAUCGAUAUAUAAAAUUUUGUUCGAGUACGUCGUGGAGUUGAUAUAUAGCAGUGACGUAACGUGUGCUGGUGCCACCGAGGGGGAUAGGCUCAACAGGGAGCCCAUCCCGUAUGUAGACUUCUUCAUCUCAGUCACGGAAGAUAUCAUCCACAGCUACAUAGACAUGCCUGUGCAGAUAAUCGAAUUCUACUGCAACGUGUUGCUGGUACUGUUCAGGAGAUGCGAUAAAUCCUUCGAGGUGAUCAAGUGCGCACACAAAAAGGGGGGAAACGACGACUCUACCACCAGACACAUGGCUUACUCUAUGGCCACGCUUCAAAUCCACCACUGCGUAGAUUUUUUGGAAAAAUUUUUAAAAACCUUCGAAGAUGCAAUUGGCAAGUGCAAAACGGGGUUCAACUUUGACUUUUUGAAGAACAAAAUUUUUUCCUUUUUUGAGACAGAAUUUUUAUCAACAUGGGAGGAAGGACCAAAACCGAUUGGAGGAGGAGCAGAAGAAGGAAUGGCCAGUGAGGCAUCCCCCCAUUCCAGAUUUAUGAAUUCGUUACUUGUCCUUUUAAAUGUAAUUUACAAAAAUGCGCAUCAAAUAUCCUUGGACAGCUUCCUUAAGGACGAACAGGCACACACCGGGGCAACUCCACAACAGGAGAAACUCCCAUCGGAACACCAAAUAAACGAGAAAGUCAUCCAAGGCAUAAUCAACUUUGUGAAGGAAAAUAAGAAAAACUGUUUUGACAAAAAUAUAAACGCCAUUAUACAGAAUGACCAGGCUCUGAGAAAUUUGUUAACUCUCCUAUAUAAGCUUAACAGCACCUACGAAGUGACAGACAAUUUGAUAAAAAUCGUGUUGAUAAAGAGCUACACUUUAAAGCUUAAUUGGUUUCCCCUAGAAGACAUAUUUUUGCAAACGUUAAGAAGUAAACAGAAUUACCUUUUCAAUAUAAUCGCCAUGGUAAAUUUUAUAUCAUUUUAUAUUUUCCUAAUAAAAUCAAGGGAGAACGAACUGGAUGAGGGGAUCUCCAACGGUUCGAAGAUGAAAGGAAGUGUAGAAUCGUCACCCAUGAGGAACGUUGUGGAAGCAUUUAUUGGGAAAAUAUCCCACGCGAAUUCCCUUCACCCUGAGGUUGUAAUACGAAGUGAACACUUGUACCACAUUGUUAAAUUUUUCUUGAAGGAAAAUAGUGACCUUUUUAGGAAAAAAAUUAUUUUGUUCGAACUGUAUAGCAAAAUAGACGAGCGUUUGCUAAGGCUCGUUAAGGGGGAUAACACCAAACUUCACCGCCUGCACAUUUUUAACGCGAUGGAUAAUGAAAAGGUCAAUUUUAACAACCCUGAAGUGGUGGAGAGGGCCAUCAGGAGUGUCAAAUACAUGUAUGAUCAUCGAAGGGGUAGUGACACUGCAGCGGAAGUGACUGUAGAUGAACCAACCGAUUGCACAAAUGGAGAACGGUCAGAGGAGGUGUCAUUCUCCCUAGGGACGAUAAAAAAAGGAAAGAAUUUUUCCAAAUCGAAGCGAAACAUAGAAUGCCUGUACGGGAAAAUAUUCUACCAGCUCAGGCAAAAUAAAAUCCAGAUGGUGGACUACAUGAAGAAGUACGAAAAAGAACUAAUCUAUUUCUUCCCCUCUAAGAAGUAUCUAUACCGAAUAAUGUUUGACGCUUUCAAUGAACUGAAGCAUCGCAACUUUUGUGAAAUAGACAACGAAAGGAACACAUCCUUUUUGAAAUUUUACUUAAAGUUGUUCCUUACCAAAUUGAGCAAGCUGGAAAUUAAGAAUAAAACAAAAUUGCAAAAUGAGAAGUUUUUUAAAAAAUUUGUCAACGUGAAUUUUGCCUUUUUUUUCGUCCUUUAUGACUACCUACGGAAUAAGAAGCUCUACCCGAACAGUUCCUUCUUUUCGAGAAAUAUUUUAUCUGGUAGUUACAAACUGGUGGAGGCCUUUCUAACAUUACUAACAAGGGUGAAAGGCUUAACAGUUGAAGGAUGCUCAUUUGAGGAGUUUUUCCAAGCAGAAAUGAAGCAGCGCCGCUGCGAAAACAUCAAAGGGGUGAUAAGGCACAGCAUGCCCUUCAGGGCACUCAUACUGUGCAGAAUUGCACGCUACUUGUCGGAAGAAGUGGGGAACUCCCUAGAGGAAUACAUAGGUGGAAACAUGCUCCAAGAUGGAGAAGUGAACGAUUGUCCGGUGGAAGGCAAUUGCCCACCCGGAGAAGACUUAAAACGCUUCCUCGUGAACAUACUCAAAUGUGUAUUCAGACACCUCGACAACGUCAGCUCCAUUAGAGAAGAGUCAGAAAGCAACAUCUACAAAAGCACUGAGGAGUUGUUUCAAAAAACCAUAUUACAAUUUAGGAGGAUAAAUUCCUCAGUGACUUUUUACCUGUACUGUAAAUACCUGAACACAUUUCCCCCCAGCAACGAAUACAUCCAGUUUGUGCUCCAAACCUUGGACCUCUUCUUCUGCAUUUUCAAAAUGGAAAAAACGAAGAAGCAUAUAAAAGACAAAAAUAUAUUCAAAACAAUCAUUGCAGAAUUAUAUCGAGUGAGAAUAAAAUUAUUUAAAAAUUUAAAUGUCAAGUCGUUUUAUCAAAGUUUUCUCCUCUCAUUUAUGCUGAUCAUAUUUACAGACAUAUCAAGUUCUUAUCGGCACAUGAAGAUGCUCCAUGGUGCAAAAAAACGUUUUAAAAAUAGCUCCUUUGUAAUCGAUUAUUUUGUCAUCAAUAAGUUGUUUGAAAAGGAGAGGGGGAAGAAAUUCCAAGGGGUCUUUCAUCUAUUGGACGACAAGCAGAAAGAAGGGGGCGGCUUCCCCGAUGUGCAGCAUAAUGGCGAGGGUAACUCCAACGAGAUGAUUUCAGCACCUUCCAAUGAGUACACCGUUACGUAUGUCUUUUCAGGUCGCCAAGGGAAUAGCAAACCAGGAAUAAACUAUGAAGGUUAUGAAGAAAGAAAAUACUACUUGUUCAUUCUUGCCUAUUUAAGUAGACCCUUUUUUGAUACCUUUCUGUCCAAUUUCCAGAACUUAAAUCGGAAAAAAUUUUUUUAUGGGGAAUUUUUGAAGGAAGCUUUAAUACUAGCCUUUUUGAGAAAAAUUAUGCGAAGAAAUUCAUACCCAUAUAAAAUUACCAAAAUUUAUAAGGCCAUGUUGGAUGUUAAAAGUGAAGCUUUGCUGGAGAAGAGGGAACUAUUUCUCCUACUUCAUCUGGUCGAUUAUUACGUUAACGCUUUGGAGAACGCAACUGUAAAACGGGGCAGGCGUGCAGCUAGGCAAAACGGAGGGGAAGUCCCAACGGAGGGAAGCGUCCCUAGUGGGAAUGGUACCACGAGUAAGCUCACCACUUGGAUGAACUACUUCACUGGCCAAGAUAACAGCGCAACCAAGACGAGUGCAUCCCCCUACGUGCCGGCGAAACUCCUCAAAAAAGUGAAUUCACAAAAGUUCCAAAUGAAGAAAUGCUCAGAUGUACAACCAUUGAACAGCAAGAAAAAAAUAAAAAAAAUUAAAUACAGAAAUAUAAUGAACGAUCCAGGAGGGGAAGAAGCGGACAAAAACUUCUUCCAAAAUCUGAAGGGAUUUUUUAAGUACUAUGAAAAUCUGUUCACAAAUUCAUAUUUCAAAAAAGAAGUAGAAAUAAAGGCAAUCUGCGAAGGGGUAAUACAGCACGUCCUAAAUCGUAAGAACAAGUAUCUAACAGUCCAGUUGUUGUGUAUUAGGAACUUUGCCACCAGUUGUCUCUUCACCAAAGAUUUGCAGACAUCCAUUGAAAAAUUAGAAGUAGCCAAUUUGAUGCUUUUUAAGAAAUUCUUUGUGAAGAAGGCGCAUCACGAUUAUCACUCCAUUUUGCUCAUGUGCAAAAAUGUGAGUAGUGUAAAAGAGAGGAACAAAAUAUUGCUGUUUAUGGAGGAGCAGAUCAUACAGGUGGGCAGGGAAGAAGGCCCCUCCGCAAGUCACAUGGCCAUCCUUAAAAUUGUAACUGCGUUGUCGGGUGACGGGGAAGUCGGUGCCGCCUGCAACGAAAGCGCAGAGUUCCCCGUGGAGGACCCCACACACACCGAGUUCGUAGAAACGCACAUUAGAAUAUUUAAAAAAAUUGCCAAGUACGCACAAAUAAACGACAUCCUGUUUUUAAAGCUACUAAAAUAUAUAAGCAACAUUUGCAGCCUUAUAUAUGAAGUGCCCCAGCUGGUAGCGCAGCACUUUUCGCUGACUGGAAAUAAUUUCCUUUCCGAAGUUGUUUCCUUUUUCGAAAGAAAUAUAUUUUACCUGUGUGAGGACGUUACAGCUCAUCUGAAGCCCUUGGCGCACAUUUUGGAUAAAACGAUUAGGAGGAAGAUUUUGCUCUUUGUGCAGGCUACGAAAAGGGCUGCCGCUGGUGCGGUCGAAGGGGAAAGUAGAGGUGAUAUAAGGGCAAAUUCUGAUGCCAAUGCAGAAGGAGAAUCAGCAGAGGAACGUCUAAAUUGCAAGGAGCAUAAUGGAAGUGUAAGCUCCACCCGCAGAUUACCCACGUUGGAGAUUACCCAAGAUGACGACAUGGACAGACACUACCACCUGCACACGUUUGCCUACAUGUGCACAUUUAUUAACCGCAUAUUUAAGAACGAAAUAAAUUUAGAGCACUUCACCGUCCUAGUGAACAAUUUAAUUUUCCUCUUCAACAAAAAAUACACCUCAUAUGUGAUAGCCAUUUGCCUCCUAAACAUAAUAAUAAAAAUUAAGUUGGAAAAAUUACACGCGUGUAAGAACUACCUUCUGGAAAUUUGCUAUGUUUACUUUACCAGCGAUGUAGAUUAUUGUAUCAACAACCACUUGCUGCUUCUUCUGGGGCUGUAUCUCUGUCCACACAGUCCUGAGAAGGAUGAAUUGGUGGAGGGGGGCCACACAAAUGGGGGAGACAAUCCAGCAAAAACAACAGACCUGCAAUCUACGUAUGAAGAUUUAAGCGCUAUUUACCCAGAGUAUGUUCUAUCCAAGCUGAAGUACUUGAAGCCGCAUCUGAAGAAAGUUAAGAACAACCAGAAUCUCUGCCUCAAAAUAAUUUCCCUCAUUUCUAUAGUUAACACUCUGAAUACAAAUGCAAUAAAAUCUAUUUCCUAUUUUAUCUACAUUUUGACGCUACAGAAUUUUGUGCUCUGUUUCUGCUUUGCCAAAGAUAAGGUCAUUAACAGGAAGCUGAACAUCCUCUUUAGGAAAUUUUCCUUUCGAAACACUGAUACGUUUGUUUGGGCCUACGUAUUGGACAAGUUCAAAAUGGGGAGCACCCCUGAGAGGGGAAUUGCACUCGUUGAUAAAUCCUCUAACGAUGCUAACCCGAGGGGGAAUCACUUCGAGGAGGUAUUCUUGCUCAAAUUUUUGCAAAACCUGAACAAGCUGAAGGAUCAGAUCAAAUUCGAGGAGGGAUACAAGAAGUUACUCCGAUGUAGGGAGAAGCUAAACAACCAAAGUAGAAACUCAAACGACAGUGCAGCCCAAUCGGAGGAGCAUUUCCUACUUGACAUUUUUAGUGACCUGCUAAAAAAGGAAACAUAUGAUGAAAACGAAAUUAGUAGUAUCAUGAAAAAGAAGCUAUUCCACUUUUAUGAAUUUCUAAUACAUAAAAUGCUCACCGUGAAUUCAUUGAAGUACCCAAACCUUUUCAAAGAAAUGUCCAUUUUUAUGAACCAGAAGUUGAAUAACGGAACGGAUGUGAAGCCAAUAUUUGACGCCCUCAUUUAUUUUCUGUACACGAGGAAAAAUGACAAGGCCAUCACAUCGCUAAAUCAAAUGUAUAUUUAUAACAUGUUCAAUAAGGCUUUGUUCAAAAUUCAUGUGGAUGAUUGUACCAAGAUAAUUAUUAUAUCGAGGGUGAACGAAAUUUUGAGGACACUAUUUCAGCAGCUGUAUUGCGUCUUACAGAAUGAGCGAAGGAACAAAUGUAGUGCAGCGUUGUCACACGGGGGCCCGUCCGAUGAGGAGGAGGGGGACAUUCCAGGUACAAACAAUAUGCCAAUUAACAGUGCCACUUUUAAGGAACCAAUUUCUGGAAAGGCGAAAAAGAAGAGAACUUUCUCCAGCGAGAUGGACAUGAUAAAUGAAGAAUACAGAAAGUAUUGUGAGCGCGUUGGUCCUUUAAUCAAAGGUCAAUUCAAUGAGGAACCAAUUUUGGAUCUCCACAACCGUAAUGCUCUUCUCGACGUGGAUGACCCAGCAGAUAAGGACCAGACAUACCUGUCCGAUGCAGACUCGGUCGAUUUGUAUUGCACCGUUGGUGAUAACGACGAGGAUAACAACUCAGAGUGCGCCAAACCAAACGGCGUCGCAACAAGUGAAAAAUUGACUGCCACCCAAAUUGCGCAUAUAAAAAGUACAAACAAGUUGAAAGACCUGAACAGUAUUUUCCUCCUGGAUCUUUACCCCCUAAACACAAUAGUAAAGUGUAUAUCAUCGGUGUUGGUUAACUUCCCCCUAUUCACGAAAAAGCAACUAAUUGAAUUAUUCAGAAUUUUGUUUCUAAAAAAUAGCCAUUACAUCCUAAUCAAUGAGAAGAAUGUCCUACAAAAUAACCUGUACAAUUUGAGUAAAGAAAAUAAAGUGAAGCAAAUUGGAAAAGUAAUGAUGAACCCUUUGAAGAAGCUAAAUAUUUAUCACUUAUUUUUUAUUUUUUCAAAUAACCACUUGGAACUUUGCCUAAAGCAUGUAAUGAGAUACUUCAAGAAAAACUUCCUCCAUUUGGUGAACAAAACAACUUACUACAGCUAUGGCCAAUCCGUCGUUUUGAAUAAUGCUCUAUUUGCUUAUCAACAUUUGGUUAUUUUUCAAAACAGUUUAGCUACUACCAAUAAGGGAAGCUUCGAUUUAGGGUUGAGACUCCUCUUCAAUAUUAUAAAAGCGCAUAUAAAUAAUUGUGCUAACUAUGUUACCACGCUGGUUAAUAAAUGGGGGGAUAAAAUAGAGAAGCUUAACGGAGGGGAUUUCUUCACCUAUUAUAGUGACCACCCUGAAGCAGAUAAAACGAUAAUUGACCUAACCGUGGAUGUACGAAUUGAGGAGGAAAACAUUGUCAAGUCUUUAGUGUAUAUGUCUACCAAAAUGAAAUUGUCCUCCUUGGGAAACCUGUUUGAUAAAUUAAUAGCAUCAUUCGAGCAGCCGAAUUUUGAAUCCAACCCGAGUUCCCUCCUGGAUAACUACAAAACUGUAUACGAAAAGAGGAUAUAUUUCCUCUACUUUUACAGGCUCUACCAAAAUUUUGGUACCGUCUUAAGUGAGAAGAAUAAGUACCUUUUCGACCUCCUGAACAAUAUCAAAUUUGUGCUAAUUGCCUGCCAUCGGAAUUGUUGCCAGGUGGGUUCCUCCUCUGCGGGGGGGGCUAUCACGGGAGAUGCUACUAACAACUCGGUGUGUGACGCUACCCAUGAGGAGGAUCUCCAAGAAGACCCUAAUUACAACAUAGAAUAUACUACAACUACCGAGGGAACAAAACGAAGGAAGGUAAAAAAAGGGGCAAUCAGAAGCACUUGGUAUUGGUUCGACCUGGGUUACUGCACUCUCCUAUGUCUGUAUGAAAUUCUAAAAAAUGAAAAAAAAAAUCAAAAAAAUUUCACCCCCAUAUAUUACCAAACCUGUUUCGAUUAUGUCAUAAACUGUUUCGAUAUUUUCGCAUACCUUCCAAGAGUACACACAAACGAUCACUUCAAAAACAGCAUCAACGAAGACGUCAUAAGAUAUAGCGAACACUUGGACAUGAAAAUGGUUUCUAUUGCCCUUUUGGACAUUUUAAAGCUAAUCCUAUUGGAGCUCUACUCCUUAUAUAUAAAUGACCCGGAAAAAAUACAAAUCAUGACCAUGAGACUUUCCUUAAAAAAUGAAAAUAACAACACCAGCCCUAAUGUUACCCUGUGCAUAAUACUGACCUUGAAAUAUAUUUACGACACUAUUGGAUAUAAGGAAUUACUCUUCGCAGUCACAGAUUUGUAUCAGCUAUUUUCAGAACUGAAUGACCAUCCUGAUGACGAAAUAGAAUUUGUCACGAAGGAGUGGUUCGCUUCGAUAAGUAAAUUCUCGGCUGAGGCGUGA
This is a messenger RNA of Plasmodium coatneyi, 8742 nucleotides long. RefSeq lists its product as uncharacterized. Lineage: Eukaryota; Apicomplexa; Aconoidasida; Haemosporida; Plasmodiidae. The transcript has a single exon. The coding region runs from base 1 to 8742 and encodes 2913 amino acids. The record is from RefSeq and is a predicted model, not a curated record.